Fusarium verticillioides 7600 is the source of this 1428-nucleotide messenger RNA. Its product is annotated as CMGC/SRPK protein kinase. The record is from RefSeq and is a predicted model, not a curated record. Gene Ontology annotation, biological process: spliceosomal complex assembly; protein phosphorylation; regulation of mRNA processing. The transcript has 2 exons. The coding region runs from base 1 to 1314 and encodes 437 amino acids. NCBI's taxonomy places the organism in Eukaryota, Fungi, Ascomycota, Sordariomycetes, Hypocreales, Nectriaceae. Gene Ontology annotation, molecular function: protein kinase activity; ATP binding.
AUGUUGCUACCGAUAUUGCGGGUUUGGUCGAAAAGCAUAUCCACGCAGCCUGCAGAGACACCAACCUAUCGACUUUACAGAAGUGUUGAAUAUAUCGACAGAUACUGCCCUGGAGGAUAUCACUCCAUUGAAGUCAACAAAAACCUAAACCAGCGAUAUCACAUAGUUGAUAAGCUAGGCCAAGGUGGUUAUUCGACUGUUUGGCUUGCCCGAGAUCAGGAGCUCAACAAGUAUGUUGCCAUCAAAGUCGGCACAGCUGAUCAAGUCUCGAAAGAGAGUGUUAUUCUGCUCAAAAUGGCUGGCAGUCCCACCAACGAGUUCUCUGGUCAUCUCAUCACUCAAGUACCUGAUCAUUUCACACUUCAUGGGCCCCACGGCACACACCCUUGCAUUGUCACUGCACCAGCCAGAUGUAGCGUUGCCGGGUCGAUCAAAACUUCGAGAUACAACGCACUCCGACUUGAAGUAGCCAGGGCUCUGGCUGCGCAGCUCAUCUUGGCAACGGCAUACGUCCACCGGGCCGGCUUUGUUCACGGUGACAUUCAUCUCAGAAAUGUGUUGCUCCAAUUGCCUGGCUCCGAGAUCGACCAGCUCUCCAUCCAACAGAUUUAUGAGAAAUACUAUAAACCAGAGCCUUACCCUUUGGCUAGAACCGAGGGUCAGCUAGUUACCUCAACAUCCGUGCCAAAGAACAUCUACACGCCAAACUGGCUCGACAAACCGAGCGACGAAGUCCUACUACCCUCAGCCAAACUAUGGCUCGCCGACUUUGGAACAACCUUCAACCCUUCGCAGGAAACCAGAUUGAUGUCUUAUACCCACUUACAAAACCGGCCACCAGAAGCUAAGUUUGAUCCCACAAAGCCUCUUACGUUCUCCUCCGACAUAUGGAGUCUGGGGCUUAUGGUCUGGGAGGUCAUGGGUGAUGGGCCAUUCAUGAGUAGCUUUCUGUUCAAUUGGGACAAGGUAAUUGCUGACCAGGUCGAUGCACUUGGCCCGCUACCACGGGAAUGGUGGGAGAAGUGGGAGGCAAGGUUGAAUGAUUUUGAGGACGACGGGCAACCAAAAGGGGGGCGGGAAUAUUGGUCGCUUGAGAAACGCUUUCACAUGAAUAUCCAGGAUCCGAGAGUGGAAGAGGGCACUGAACAGAUGGAUAAUGAUGAGGCUCACGCCUUUUUAGAUAUGAGCAAAGGGAUGCUGCGCUCCAGACCAGAAGAGCGUCUGACAGUUGAUCAGGUUCUGCGAUCGGAGUGGAUGAGUAAGUGGGCUCUACCUCUUGCGGAGGAAGCUUGGGAGCGUAAACUUUCGGACUGAAGGGGAUCUGACAAGAGAAACUCAUUAUUUGAAAAUGAGUUCGAUAGUUCCGAUGUUGAUUAAGAUUUCGUUGUUAGUGAUAGACAAACCAGAGCACCCGUGCUUUACUAGACA